Polychytrium aggregatum is the source of this 1323-nucleotide messenger RNA. RefSeq lists its product as uncharacterized. Bases 1 to 1227 code for a protein of 408 amino acids. Lineage: Eukaryota; Fungi; Chytridiomycota; Chytridiomycetes; Polychytriales. The record is from RefSeq and is a predicted model, not a curated record. The transcript has 4 exons.
AUGUACAUUCCAAACUCGGCCCAGGCACUCCCGGGCCAUGGAACCGGGCAGCUCGCCACCCACCGCGAUGAGCCCACCAUGCUUCCUCGCUGGCCCGGCGGCAACCCAAACGAACACACGAGCGUCAAUCUCGGCCGGGGCAAGCGGCACGGAUACUCCAUCCCGGGCAUGCCGUAUUCGACAGGCGACGAGGAGCUCGGGUCGCCCGAGAGAAAGCAUCCCCCGUUUGUGCGGCCGUCUAUCGACCCCACCAAACCGUCAUCUCCACAAAUCAAGUUGGUGGCAUCCGAGAUCCAGAGAAAACCCAAGCCGCCACAACUCGAGAACCAAACCCAGCACACAGAGCACCAUCCAGCGCCAGCAAAAGUUCCAGAAGCAGCAGCUCCAGCAGUUGCAGCAGCAACAGAUCCAAGACAUCAAAGCCCACCAUCUGAAGAUGCAGCAACUGCACCAGCAGCAGCACACCACCAUCCACGGGCUCUGAGUCCCGGCAAAGCCGACAACCCGUCCGAUGCUGUCGAGCCCUUGAUCGACCCACCCACGGCCGAGCUCUUCCUGCGAAAUCAAGCGCUGAAGCGACAACUGGAGCAAUACUACCAACAGCACGCUCGCGACACUUCUGCCUCGGUCAUUGGUCUCCCGCCCGUCUAUCCGUUCACUCAGCUGCCCCCCUGCGUUCGGGCCAAUGACCUUCCAGGGCUUCGAGGGUAUCAAGAAAACCUCGGGCGAUGCCCAGUUCGGCAACCAGUCCCGCCCGAGUUCAGCAGCAUCAUGUGUUUCCACAGAGUCGUCGCUGUCGUCCAGGACUCUCGCCCAUCGACCGCGGCUUCAACAGUUAGCGAAGACAAGCCAACAUCGGCCUCCGUGGCGGCGAAGAGGCCUGAAACGGCUGCCAAGGCUGUCAACGGAGGCGUCGCCGCAAACAACGGUGGCAUCAGCGCGAGCGGCAAGGCUCCAGCCACUCGGAUCACGAUUCGCUGGGACAACGCCGCCAUCAGACUUCAUACGGAGCAGACUUUGGAGAACCGCCCAUGGCCGCAUCGCUUGCUGCCCGGCUGGUAUUGCGACCCCUUCCUGGAACUGUGCGAGAGUUCAACGGAGGAAAAGACCACAUGGGCCACUUCUUCACCGGCAUCUCACCAAUCAGAACUAUUCAAACCGCUGACCAACACAGAUAUUGCCUCGGGCCACGGCCAAAGAGGGGCCCGUGUCAAGAGCGAGCACUAAUGCGUCUUCACAAUGAAACGGGACGCACACCACUCCCCGAAUAUGAGGUCGCUGAUCGCCGCUGUCUUUGCCAGAAUACACACUUGUCUAUCGCCC